AUGCCUAUGGAACUUCGCAAGCGCAAGGCAUCUACUGCCCCUCCUCCUCCUCCUGUUAAGAGAAAGUCAACUACCAAGGUUCCCAAAGCCGCUGCCAAGGUGAAGGAGGCCGCCGCCAAGGUCACAGAGAAGAAGGAAGAGCCUGAGGAGGCUAAGGAGACUAAAGAGGAGGAGAAGACUGAGGAAGUACCCAAGGCUGAGGAACCCAAGGCGGAAGAGCCCAAGAAGACUGUUGGCAAGCCCAAGGUCGGCGAUGUUGUGGACCUUGAUGGCUUUGGAGGCGAGAUAGAGACCAAUGAUGGUGAAAAGACCACAUUGAAGAAGCUUGUUGAUGAGAGCAAGUCUGGUGUCGUCCUCUUCACCUACCCCAAGGCAUCUACUCCCGGUUGCACCAAGCAAGUCUGCUUCUUCCGCGACUCUUAUGAGCCUCUCACCAAGGACGGCCUUGCUAUCUACGGUCUCAGCGCCGACUCCCCCAAAGCCAACACAACCUUCAAGGAGAAGCAAAAGCUCCCUUACACACUGCUGUGCGACCCUAAGGCAACGCUCAUCGAGGCUAUCGGUCUCAAGAAGGCUCCCAAGGGAACGACGCGCGGCGUUUUUGUCAUCAGCAAGGAGGGCAAAAUUCUCGUCGCUGAGGCUGGAAGCCCCCAGGGCACUCUUGAUCGUGUUCAGGCACUGGUUGAAGAGCUGGCUAGCAAAUAA
Fusarium musae is the source of this 705-nucleotide messenger RNA. RefSeq lists its product as uncharacterized. NCBI's taxonomy places the organism in Eukaryota, Fungi, Ascomycota, Sordariomycetes, Hypocreales, Nectriaceae. Gene Ontology annotation, cellular component: cytoplasm. The coding region runs from base 1 to 705 and encodes 234 amino acids. The record is from RefSeq and is a predicted model, not a curated record. The transcript is spliced from 2 exons. Gene Ontology annotation, biological process: cell redox homeostasis; cellular response to oxidative stress. Gene Ontology annotation, molecular function: thioredoxin peroxidase activity.